CUUACAAUGUUUCAAAAGUUAUAUUUCUGAAACAAAUCUAACAUUUUGUGCUGUAUGGGUAAUUAAAGUCUUUUGUUUAAUUAAUAUUUUUUUCAAAACAGACGUAGAUCACAACUUACAUCACAGGUCCAGAUGACUUUCCAUACAUAUUCCAGGGUUCGUACGGUCCUUAGAAGUUCUUAAAAAGUCCUUAUUUUUGAAUACUGUUUUUAAGGGCCCUUAAAAGUGCUUACUUUUUUACGUUUGUCGUGUUGACUUUAGAAGUUACUUUUUCCUUUGUUACGCAUUGGAUGUUACGUAACGGUAGUACGACUAUGUUUUUAUGGUACAAAUAUUGGGCCGAAUAGCUUAGUAAAUGUCGUACGAUGUACCAGAAUACUUUUGUUAGUGCACAAAAUAUACCGGAAUUAUCGGUUUACCGGCUUAUAGUGCUCAUAACUACUGAACAGAGCGCGCUGUAGUAGCUGUGUUAGUGUUUUGGCGCGUAAAUGCAGAAGUUUCGUUGUUUUGACUUGGUGUGAUUGUUUUUUCUUGUGAGAAAGGUUAUCUGCUAGUGAAUUUAUCUUGACCGUGAUGCCGGGGAAGUGUGUCUUUAACAUACUUUGGCUCGAAAAAGAGCAGUACAAAAAGUGGCUUUCCCGUGACCCAGACAAGCACAAGGCAAGAUGCCGAUUGUGCUGUAAAGUUUUCGAUAUAGGGAAUAUGGGCGAAUCGGCUUUGAAAGCACACAUGGCAGGGUCGAAGCACUCUUCAUUAGUUGAAGAGAAAACCAAGACCGUUGCGAUAAAAGAGUUUUUCAGUCCCAUGAACUUACCUAAUCAAACUUCUUCAACCUCAAAUGCUGCAGGUGUAUGCAAGCCAGCUACAGAAGCAAGUGGUAGUUUGAAUUUGUUUACCACUGGGAAAGACGUUCUGGAUGCAGAAAUUUUGUGGACUUUAAAGUGUAUUUGUAAUAACUAUUCGUACAAGUCUUGUGAGGAUUCAUCUCAACUUUUUGCUAGAAUGUUUCCAGACAGUUUAGUCGCACGACAGUUCUCUUGCGGUGAAAAGAAAGUGGCAUAUUUGUGUCAUUUUGGUUUGGCUCCCCAUUUCCAGACACUUUUAUUCAAAUCUUUUCAGGACACUAGUCACUAUGUCUUGCUGUUUGACGAAACACUGAAUAAAAGCACCCAGCAAAAACAAAUGGACAUCCAUAUUAGAUUCUGGCAUACUGACAAUUCAGUGAGAACACGUUAUGUUACUUCAGCUUUCAUUGGUCAUGCCACAGCUGAUGAUUUACUGAAGGCGUUUUACAAAUGUACAGAGAAGCUUGAUUUAUCAAAAUUGAUUCAGGUAUCAAUGGAUGGACCAUCAGUUAAUUGGAAGUUUUUCAAACUGUUGCAGGAAAACAUGAGAAAAGAGUUUAAUUUUGAGUGCAUUGAUGUUGGUUCUUGUGGGCUUCACACUUUGAAUAAUUCAUUCAAAAAGGGCGAAUCUGCAACAGAGUGGGGUAUUUCAUCUGUUCUGACAUCUCUUUACUCUUUGUUCAAAGAUGCCCCAGCACGAAGGGAUGACUUUGAAAAAUUAUCCACAACACAUAAAAUGCCAGUCAAAUUUUGCAGCUGCCGCUGGUUGGAAAAUGUUCCAUCAGCUGAACGGGCAUUAGAAGUUUGGAAUGAUGUAACAGAGUAUGUGGGAAAAGUUGAAAAAGGUUUACUUUCAAAAGUGACAUGCAAGUCCUUCGGUGUUGUCGCUGGAGCAACACAAGAUAACCUGAUGACUGUGAAGCUCAAUUUUUUUCUCUCCGUGGCAAAAGUUCUAAAGCCAUUUUUGGAAAAAUACCAGAGUGACAAACCAUUGUUACCCUUCUUCGCACAGGAUGUUCUUCAACUUGUAAAAAAGUGUGUUCAACUGUACAAAGUCUUGAAACCUGCUCAUUUUGAUCGUAUUUCUAGUGUUGAAAAAUUGAGCAAGUUUGAUUUUUCAAGCAAAAGUUUCCAUGCUUCAGCAAGUGAUGUUAGUGUAGGGUUUGUUGGAGAUAAACUUCUGAAAGAGAAACUCUUUAAACAACAGGUAACUGAAAAGCAAGUAGUGGUUCUAAAGUAUGAGUGCCAAAAGUUUGUUUUGACUAUGUUGGAGAGUUUGAUGGCUAAGUGUCCUGUAAAUUAUUCACUUGUGAGGAAUGCAGCCUGUAUUGAUCCAUCGCAAAUGGCAAGAGAUUCUGCUAGCUGUAGUCGUAAAAUGAAGUGUGUUCUUACAUAUUUUGUACAAAAGAAAGCGAUUGCAGCAGAGGAUUGUGAUGAUAUUUUAAUACAGUUCAAUGACUUCCUAGAGAAUGUUGUUGGACCAUCAUCAUCAGAGUUCCUGAACUAUGAUAGGAAUGAAGGUCUUGACAGCUUCCUUAGUGGCUAUUUUUUAAGAACAGCAUAUGGAAAGGUAUGGAAUGUCAUUAAAAUGUUGCUAAUUCUCUCACAUGGACAAGCAUCAGUGGAAAGAGGUUUUUCCAUCAACAAAGCCUUAGAAGUUGAAAAUCUGAAGGAAUCGUCUUAUGUAGCCCGCCGCACUGUACAUGACUACAUCACUUACUGUGGUACCAUACAUGACAUACCUAUUACCAAAGAAUUGAGGGCGUCUGCAUCAUCUGCCCGAAUGAAAUAUAUGCAGCAUUUGGAGGAGGAAAAUGCCAAGAAAAUUUCUGCCAGUGCACAGGAGAAGAGAAAGGAAAUGUUUGAUGAAAUUGAAGUUUUGAAAAAGAGGAGGGUUCUUUUGGAGAAGGAAAUUGACACAUCUGAAACAUCAGUUAAUAAUCUUUCACAAAAAGCAGAAACUUCCAGAAAUAUUGAACUGUUUAUCAAGUGCAAUGCUGUUAGGAAAGAAAUCUCUGUAAAGAAGCAGGAGCUGAGUGAUCUCAAAACUAAAAUUAGUGACUUGCAAAAUCUGACUAAAUAGACCUGGUUUCAAACUAAUUUCAUAUAAAGUACUUGACUAUUGAUUCACACUAGUGCCGUCUUAUCAUGGAGCUACGAACACUUUGGUGAAAACUGUUAAAUGUGUGAAUGUUGUAUUAUAAUUUUUUUACUAUCAAGUCGAUCAACAUAUAAGAAAGUUUGUGUUCGCAAAGUAUUUUUAAAUUGGUAAGUUCAAGGCGUUUGUUUAGGCCUAUUUUAAACUGCAUGACUAUGUAUAAUUAGUACUUACACCACUUGAUUUCUUUGUUAUAUUAAUACAUUUUUUGCCAACGUGCAGAAUAUUCUUGUAUUAAAACUUGUAGAUCAAUGCUAAAAGGUCCUUAAAAAAACUAUAAUCAAGUCCUUAAAAGUCCUUAUUUUUUAAUGACCUAAGAGAGUACGAACCAUGUAUUCCCUGUAGCUUGUCAAGUGACUACUAAAAAACAAUUCCAGUCCCUUAGUUAAAUUUUUAACUAUUCUGAGGAAUUUUUCCGGGAGGAUGGCCACAGUAACCCUGGGAUGACUUCAAUGCCUGAGGUCAAAUUUCUAGUUAUCAAACAUCCAAAAGUAUAUAAAAAUAAAGCCUAAACACACAGUCUGGGUCCGACCAGCAGGCGUUAAAUUAUUCCAUCUCACCCUUCACAUAGAAUUCUGCGAGUUGCAGAUGACGCGACUGCAUGCAGCAACAAUCGAACAAUAAUUGACUGUACAACGUAGCUACCUUCCCUUACAAAGUUGAAAACAAAAGGAAAACAGCCCUGUGUGCCAGCCGACCAACCACAAGACAGAACCGGACACAUGACGACAUAAGAAAAAAUAUAUGCUAUAAUUAUUCUUCUUUAAAGGUCUGGAGCAUCACAUCACACCACAGCAUAUCUCGUCCUGAUUGGCUGGUGAAAAAGGUAUCCAGCCAGCAUUCUGAUCUAUUGCUGCACAGCCAGCAGAUAGGUGAUAGGUUUUCACAACAAUGUGUUAACUUGAGGCGUGAAAAAUAACUUUCAGGUGCUGAAGUGUCAUGCCCCUGUCUUUCUUUCAUUAUGCUUCUAGAAUUUUACAGCAUAGUAAACCAGAAGAUGCUUUGAAAAUAUAACAGGAAAAAAAAAA
This is a messenger RNA of Bacillus rossius redtenbacheri, 4031 nucleotides long. RefSeq lists its product as uncharacterized. Bases 574 to 2928 code for a protein of 784 amino acids. NCBI's taxonomy places the organism in Eukaryota, Metazoa, Arthropoda, Insecta, Phasmatodea, Bacillidae. The transcript is spliced from 2 exons. The record is from RefSeq and is a predicted model, not a curated record.